Messenger RNA from Melanotaenia boesemani (Boeseman's rainbowfish), 3039 nucleotides. It is a transcript of the gene klhl23, whose product is annotated as kelch-like family member 23. Gene Ontology annotation, molecular function: protein binding. The record is from RefSeq and is a predicted model, not a curated record. The transcript is spliced from 4 exons. Bases 594 to 2291 code for a protein of 565 amino acids. NCBI's taxonomy places the organism in Eukaryota, Metazoa, Chordata, Actinopteri, Atheriniformes, Melanotaeniidae.
AAAAGCAUAUAUCGCCGAAUUACUAAGCCUAGCGCAUAUUUAAAGUUUAAUUUCUCUUCGGUUAUGAGAUUUUCCUGUAAUGUAGAACACUACUGUUAAUCCUUGUUAGGAUUAGGUAAAGCCUUGGCCGCAGUAGAAUACCACGUUCAGAAUACCAUGGCAACGACAAGACUGGGAAAAAUCAUGAAUGGACCACUUCAGUAGCGUCUUAUUCUUGUGUUGUUUUGAUGGCAGCGCCGAUUUGUAUAUGAUUUGUAUUCUGAGUGGAUCUCCGCCUGUUAAUGCGUCGUAUGUGAACGCGUCACGAGACCAAAUGUGGAGGUUUAUAUUUAGGCUGUGAGGUAAAAUAGCGGUGUUGGGUGAUUCCUCUGAGUGGUUGCUUGGCUUUGUCAAGGACUUGGACACUAGAGUGCAGGAGAGGAAGGAGGAGGAGGAGGGGGAUGGCCGCUGUACACAAAUACCAAAAUAGGAUCGAGCUGCCUGCGACCGUCCUGUGAGCUAAAAUGAGGUUCAUGUGUUUUGAAGAGGAGCGCUUAGAGGAGAAAGGACGCAGCGGAAUGACAGUGUGGGAAAGCAGCAAUCCAUGGAAAUAAAUGAGAGAUAUCAUGUCACAUAUAAAACCUGAAAUAUAUACCUAUGACUUCAGUGAUGGUGACCAUCCUGCAAAGCUCCUGGAUGCUCUCAGGCAUUUCUACACCAGCGGCUUGUUUACCGACGUUACCCUGCAGUGUGAGUCAGGACAGGUGUUUCACUGCCACAAAGCCAUACUGGCAGCCCGCAGCUCCUAUUUCAAAGUCAUGUUCACAGCUGAUAUGAAGGAGAGGUCCAACAGCGUCAUCAAAUUGACUGGGGUGGACUGCGGGGUUUUGGGUGCCCUGGUGGAUUACGUGUACACCGCUCAGGUGUCCAUUACUGAGAACAAUGUGCAGAGCCUACUAGAGGCUGCAGACCUCCUCCAGUUCAUCACAGUCAAACAAGCAUGUGAGGAGUUUCUCAUUCGCCACCUGGAUGCCGACAACUGUCUGGGUAUGCACGCUUUUGCUGAGAUGCACGUGUGUCCCAGGCUGGAGAGAGAAGCCCGUAGAGUGAUGCUAAGCAGGUUCACAGAGCUCAUUGAGCAGGAGGAGUUCCUAGAGGUCGACCAUGAGAAAGUGAGGUCAGUUCUGUCUGCUCAGAGCCACACUGUGCAGAGGGAUGAAGUGCUGAUAGAUGCUGUAGUCAGGUGGGUUACCCAUGACUUGGAUAAUCGUGUGCACCAUGUGUCAGACUUGCUGCACUCCAUCCAUCUGGAUCUGGAUGAGAUUUACUUCAGAGCUUCGUUAGAGGUGCACAGACUAUACCUGAUGAGCAGUGACCAGAAAUUAAAAUCUCUAAUAGUUCAGGCUUUAAGGUCCAGCGGGAAAGAGAUAUCUGCAAGCCGAAAAAUAUCCUCCAGCAUGUAUAUCAUUGGAGGAUACUAUUGGCACCCUCUGUGUGAGGUUCACAUCUGGGAUCCUAUCAGCAACACUUGGGUGCAAGGAAAGGACAUGCCUGAUCACGGAAGAGAGAGCUACAGUGUCAGUUUUCUUGGAGCAAACAUCUAUGUGACUGGUGGUUACAAGACAAACACUGUUGAGGCUUUGGACACUGUCUCAAUUUAUAAUUGUGACUACGAUGAAUGGACUGAGGGCUGCCCCAUGAUUACAGCCAGGUACUACCACUGUUCUGUGGCUUUGCAUGGCUGUAUUUAUGCCAUUGGAGGGUACAGAGGAGGAGCUCCAGAGCAAGAGACUGAAUUUUAUGAUCCAUUAAAGAAGAGAUGGUUCCCUGUGUCCAAAAUGAUACAAGGUGUGGGAAAUGCAACUGCCUGUGUAAUGGGAGACAAAAUCUAUGUGACCGGAGGCCACUAUGGGUACAGAGGAAGCUGCACUUAUGAGAAAAUCCAGGUGUUCAGGCCAGAUGUCAAUGAGUGGGGUAUCAUUACAAUAAGUCCCCAUCCAGAGUAUGGGCUGUGUUCUGUGUCUCUCAACAACAAGCUGUAUUUGGUGGGUGGACAGACUACUGUUGCAGACUGCUACGACACAGAGAGAGAUGAAUGGAGGCCUAUAUCGGUGAUGAAGGAGAGAAGGAUGGAGUGUGGGGCUGUGGUAAUAAAUGGUUGCAUUUAUGUAACAGGGGGAUACUCAUACUCGAAAGGGACUUAUCUGCAAAGCAUUGAGAAAUACGACCCUGAGCAGGAUUCAUGGGAGAUAGUGGGGAGUCUUCCCAGCCCCACCAGAUCGCAUGGAUGCGUUUGUGUUUAUGGUGUCUAGUGACAAACCUUAAAUAAUAACAUUUUGUUUAUCAUUUUGUAUCAGAUGGAUGAAAUGAUGAUUUAUUCACAGUAUUAACUGUACAUGCAAAAUAUGAAGCUGCACUGGCUGCAUUUCUUUAAGGAGCUAUUUCCAAAACUGAUGAACAAGUGUUUCAUUUUAAACUCAGGGGACCUCUUGAUGAGUACUGUAGUUCAUUCUUUUUACCAUUUUAAAACAUAAGGUUGAAAUUUAAAAAAUGGGUACAGUUGUAUUUCAGUGGAAAUACAAUCCUCAUUUGAAAUCCACUUUUAUUAGUAGAGCCAUAUCACCAAGCUGUAACUUAAUCGAAUAAAUCACUACACUUUGAAUGUGGUUUCAGAAUCUGUUACUUUCAGAGAAUUUUCAUCACUCUUGCUGUUAACUUUGUAGAUGUCAUAUAUUGUUUUAUGGAGGGGAAGGGGGGAAGGUUGAGAAUGAAAAAGUAUCUGACAUAUCUACCUCAUCUAAAACAGAAUAAUAAAGACACAUAAUUUUGGGAUAAAGAAUUGAUUUAGUAUUUCAAGAGGAAACUGUACUUAAUUUAAAUGAAAAUAAUAAAAGUGUGACGUGUUUGUUCACAAUAAAUUCAGAAAGAAGUUGGCACUCAAGUAGUGAAAACAGCAGAAACAAAUAUUGUGUUUACACUGUGACAAAACACAAUACAUCCUCUUCUUUGUUAUGUGCACCAAGCAACAGUAAAAAAAAAAAAAAAAGAUACCAUUAACUU